GCGCCGUAGAUCUCAUCGCGGUGAUUUAAAAUAGUCCCCAAUAUUUAUCGGUAAUCGAGUCAAUAUAUUGUGUCAGAGAACUGAUACUAUUGUGAGGCCAGUCCAUAGAGACCCAGUGCUGAGCUCACAGGAUUUAUAUUACUGGCCUUUCUAUAAUCAGGAUCUAAAUCUAAAGGGGAGCAGAAUGAAGCCAUUAAGCUGCUGUACCUCAACCUGAGCCCCAUGACUCACUGACCAAUCACUGCUGUCUCUCCCCUGUACUGAUAGAGCAGGUGCUGGAGGAAGCCUGAGACUCUCUUGCCACUAUGCCGUUCCUCCAUGGUUUCCGGAGGAUUAUAUUCGAGUACCAGCCUCUGGUGGAUGAGAUCCUGGCAGCAGUGGGAAUCCAGGAGCCGGGGACAUCACAUGAGAGCAGCAGCAGCUUCCUGCUGGGGGAGAGUGAGAAGGUGCUGGAGCUGAAUGAGUUGCUGGAGAGACAUUGCCAGUGUUCUUAUUACAAGGAGGGAGUCAGUUAUUCUCUGAUGAAGGUGGCAGAGCUGGGGCUGAUCCCACCGGCCAAAAUUCUCCUGCAAUGUGGGGCAGAUCUCAGCUUUGAGGAUCCAGUGACCUAUUACACGGCGAUACAUAUCGCAGUACUGAGAAACCAGCCGGAAAUGGUGGAGGUGUUGGUGCAGAGCGGCGCUGAUAUUAACAAGAGAGACAGGAUCCAUGAAAGCAGCCCAUUGGACUUGGCUAGUGAAGAACCAGAAAGAUUACCGUGCCUGCAACGGCUGCUGGAGCUCGGCGCAGAUGUAAACGCAGCCGAUAAAAAUGGGAAGACGGCGUUAUUACACGCGCUGGCCAGCAGUGAUGGGGUUCAGAUCCAUAACAUAGAAAACAUCCGCCUGCUGCUUGAAGGGGGUGCUGACGUGAAGGCGACUACCAAGGAUUACGACACAGUUUUCUCGUGCAUAAUCUUCCUACUGGGCGAGACAGUGGGAUGUGACGAGGAAGAAGCCAAGAUGAUCAAUCACUUCUGCUUUCGAGUCAGCCAGCUGUUGAUAGCCCACGGCGCCAACCCCAGCGAUUGCCCGUCCCACGAGUCCCUGACCCACGCGUGCCUCAAGAGCUUCAAGCUUCACUUUCCACUGCUCCGCUUCCUUCUGGAAUCUGGAGCCUCGUACAAUUGCUCCCAACAUGGACCUUCUUGCUGGUCAGGCUUUCACAUAGUCCUCGAUAGGCUGUGCAGUUAUCUCGGCACCUGCGAUGACGGUGAUUCCAUGGACCUGCUGCAGAAAGCAGAAUGUGCCCUGGACCUUAUGAUAGCCCAGUCCUCUCAAGUCAAACUGCCGAGGAACUUUGAAAUAAACACAGCAGGGUGCAGCAUCCACGCAGACAAAGUGGCUGCUCUGCAUCAGUCGCUGAAAGAGCUGGAGCAUUCCCCUCCCACGCUGAAACACUUAUGUAGGGUAUUCAUACGUCAGAAGCUCCGACCUUGGCCUGUGGAUGUAAAAGUGAAAGCUCUCCCCCUCCCCGACAGGCUGAAAUGGUAUCUACUUCUCAAUCACUCCUCAAUCUGUUCUAAUGAGGAGGAUCUAUAAAGGGCAGGCUUAUUGUAUUUUGCGUACGGUGGCUCAAAUGUAUCAGAACUAAAUCAUAAGCAUCAAGGCACAGAAUGCAAGACCAGCACUGGAUGUCUAGUGGUUUAUUGAACAUAUGGAGACAGACAGACAGACAUCCUGUGUGAACAAAUCUUUUCAUUAGUAUAAUUUGCUUUGUUGGGGGCACAGAGGCGCUUUGUCUUCCAUGAUUUUCCAGUGGAACACCGCAGCAAACGAAAUGCCAUCCCCUUAAGUGUUUAGUUAGGGAGAAGCAAAUACGAAUGAAAAGGGACAGUUUAUUGGCCUCGUGACAGAGAUUCCUCCUAAACCUGCUCUUUGGGGCACCCCUCUGGCAGCCUCUUCACAUUGCUCUCUUAUUAAAUAUGGUGAAAAUGUAAAAAUAUGAACCUGUAGCAUCUAAUCAGAUUUACUUUCAUUAAAGGAGAAGGAAAGCUACUAAAUUAGCCACAAUAGUGCAAGCUAUAGGACUAUAUUUAUUCUGCAGAAUGCUUUACCACACCAGAGCAAACGGCUCUAGAAGCUCUCUUGUUUGUUUAGGAUAGUGUCUGCUAUAUUAGCUUGGUGUGACAUCACUUCCUGCCUGAGUCUCUCCCUGCUCACUCAUAGCUCUGGGCUCAGAUUACAGCAGGGAGGGGAGGAGGGAGAGGAGCAAACUGAGCAUGCUCAAGCCCUAGCCCUGGAGGUUAAACUGAAAGUCUGAUACAGAAGCCCAUGAGUUCACAAUAGAAGGAAAGAAAUACUGUGUUUCUUUUGACAAAGGACUCAGAGCAGCAUUACUUAGAAGGUUUACUGGUGUAUUUAUAUAGACCUUUCUGAUAAGGCUUACUUAAUUAUAACCUUUCCUUCUCCUUUAACGUGACUGAGCAUAUUCCCAUUAACUGCUCCUUCAGCCUCACCCAACUGUCAGUAAUAAUGAGGGCUCAGUCUCUGCUCUGAGGGGUUCAGGUACUAAACAGGCUGAGGCUGCUGCUUAUUCACUGUACAGAUAAUACAAUCUUUCCAGGGGUAGAAUGAAGUUGCUUAAACAUGGAGACCUGUCGGAGGAGGAUGAUUUUCAUACCUGACCAACAGAUAUGUGACCGAUUUUUAGCCAGAUAUCAGUUGGGCAGGCCUGUGGUGGGGUCCAUACACCAAUCAGAACAAAGUCAACAGCUAUUAUUGGUUAAUCCAAUUCUAUUGGACUUUUAACUGGCUGAAGCAGAAUACAACCAAAGACCUGUUGACUUGGUUUAGUUGUGGCCAAUCCUACAGGUGUUAAAAAGGCUUCCAUCCCAUUGGCCAAAAUAGGCACAGUUUGUCAACACCAUUUGGGGUAGUCUUAUUAGAAUGUAUAAAAAGUUUCCCUUUUACAUUGAACCCUUUAAAAAAAAUAAAACGAAUUACCUCCUAUAAAUGAGUUUCUGCAGAGCGGAGACAAGUGCCCUUGCUGGUUCCAUAAUCUAUGAAUUCUUCCCAUUUGCAGAGAAUGAGCUGCCUCCUCUUGCUUUAAUUCAUGGCUUGUGCUUUGGAAAUAGAAAAUGGUACAUUCACAAGGUUGGGUUAUGAUUCGUUUACUGUCUUGGUUGUCGAUGGUUUCAGUUCUCCUUUGUAUGCAUCACCCCAAAAGGCAAAGGAAAGAGUAUUUAUUCUAAUAAAUGUCUUACAAACGC
Molecule: messenger RNA, 3250 nt
Organism: Xenopus laevis (African clawed frog)
Lineage: Eukaryota; Metazoa; Chordata; Amphibia; Anura; Pipidae
Gene: asb6.L
Product: ankyrin repeat and SOCS box containing 6 L homeolog
Exons: 6
Coding region: 306-1580 (424 amino acids)
Biological process (GO): intracellular signal transduction; protein ubiquitination
Source: RefSeq, a predicted model, not a curated record